AUGAAACUCUCAUUAAUUUUAUCAUAUUUAUUCAUAUUCCCCAUUUCUUUGGUAUAUACUUCAUCUAUUGAACCCACAACGUCGAGAGAAAGACCAGACCCAUCAACUGCAUUCACGCCACCCCCAAAAGUCCCAGUAACAACUCUUUCAGUUGACAGUUACUAUACCUACACAGAUGGCACGACAACAUAUACAUCCUUGAGGGAAGCCACCGAUAUUUGGGUCACUAUAACGAGUAAUGGUGUAGUAUUUACCACAUCUACCACAUAUAUACAGAGAUUCAGUAGUCAAUAUACUUCGAUCGCCACACCGUCAGCAGGCAGUAUUGGGUUAGGUACCAUUUCUGGCACAGUAGGUAUUGUAAGAGAGCCAUUACAAUUAACUAUAUCCAAUGCGGCUGUCAACAAACUUUCACAUUCAGGUAAAUUAUUUGGCCUGUUAACUCUACUCUUAACAUGGUUUAUUUAA
Molecule: messenger RNA, 468 nt
Organism: Kazachstania africana CBS 2517
Lineage: Eukaryota; Fungi; Ascomycota; Saccharomycetes; Saccharomycetales; Saccharomycetaceae
Product: KRE1 domain-containing protein
Exons: 1
Coding region: 1-468 (155 amino acids)
Biological process (GO): fungal-type cell wall organization
Source: RefSeq, a predicted model, not a curated record